AUGUUCGCAUUCACCGUUUUCGGAUACAGAAAGGAUGGAAUGAGCGAGGAGGACUACCACAGCUAUAUCAGCACGGUGCACUCUGCUCAUCUCAAGGCACUACUAGCCAAGAACGACAUUGUUUCGUACACCAUGCAACACAACACAUCCGCAGCCAAGGCUGAACUCAUGAGCACCAUCUAUAAAGAUCAGAUGCCAGAUGACAAGAUCGCCGACUGUGACGCCCUUGUCCGUAUCGUCUUCAACGAUGUCCAGGAUUAUUUGCGUGUGAGGGAGGACCCUCACUUCCUGAACGUGGUGAACCCAGACCACGCCAACUUUGCAAACUUCCCCAAGACAAAGUUUGCAAUGGGAUGGUAUGAGGUUCAUGUUGCGAGUGGACAAGUUGUAUCCUAA
Molecule: messenger RNA, 396 nt
Organism: Penicillium nucicola
Lineage: Eukaryota; Fungi; Ascomycota; Eurotiomycetes; Eurotiales; Aspergillaceae
Product: EthD domain-containing protein
Exons: 2
Coding region: 1-396 (131 amino acids)
Molecular function (GO): oxidoreductase activity
Source: RefSeq, a predicted model, not a curated record